Messenger RNA from Solanum verrucosum, 795 nucleotides. RefSeq lists its product as uncharacterized. The transcript is spliced from 2 exons. The record is from RefSeq and is a predicted model, not a curated record. Bases 1 to 795 code for a protein of 264 amino acids. NCBI's taxonomy places the organism in Eukaryota, Viridiplantae, Streptophyta, Magnoliopsida, Solanales, Solanaceae. Gene Ontology annotation, molecular function: zinc ion binding.
AUGAAGAAAUUAGGAAAAGAUUGUUUGGAUGAUCUUUUAUGGUACAACUUGGAUACAUGGUGCAAGAGGUAUUUUCAGGACUAUAAUAAAUGUGAUGUUAUGGACAACAAUAUGGCAGCAAGCUUUAAUGCUUGGAUACUGCCUGCAAGGUAUGAAACAAUCAUCACAAUGCUUGAGGAGAUAAGGGUGAAGAUGAUGAAAAGAAUUGGUGAUUUGAGAGAGUUCUCAAACACUUGGAUCACUAAUAUAUCUCCUAUGUCUUUGAAGAUUUUGCAAGAAAAUAUUGAAAAGUCUAUGCAAUACAUUGUUAGUAGGAGUUGUAGUUGUAGAUCUUGGAAGCUCAGGGGCAUUCCUUGUCCUCAUGGUGUUGCUGCCCUUCAUUACAAGGAGUUGGAACCAAUCAAUUAUGUGGCUAGUUGUUAUAGCAAGGAGACCUACCUCAGCAUAUAUGCCUAUUUUAUUCAGCCAAUGAAUAACAUGAAAAUGUGGCCAACAUCAAAUAAUCCAAUUAUAAAGCCACCAAAGAUCAAGAAGAUGCCUGGAAGACCAAGUAAGGUUAGAAUAAAGAAAGCAAAUGAAAGCAAAAAAAUUGAAAAGCUUAGCAAAAGUGGUUCUGUUAUGACUUAUAGCAAAUGUGGUACACAAGGACACAAUAAAAGAGGCUGUCCUACAAGAAAUCAAGUUGGUCCAAGUCAAUUAGCUAGACCAUCUUCUCAGGCAAGAGGUACUGGUCCAAGUCAGUCAGCUGAACCAUCUUCUCAAACACAUACUUUUAUUUGUUACUUUCAAAUGUAA